AUUUUCUCUUGAGCUUCUCUCUCAAGCAUCGUCAUUGAAAUUCUUGUGUUUGACUGCUUGCGUUCUACAACCAAGUGUCGGAGUCCCUCUUAACUCCCUCAAGACCCUUAUCGUGAUGGGCGUUGUGUUAGAAAGGGGACAACUUGAGGGUAUCUUGUCCUCUUGUUUGAACCUUAAUCAGUUAAUCAUAAAGUAUUGCAAACUUCCGUAUAAGCUAUGCAUCUCUGGUACAGUAACAUCUGUUCUUUUUGUUAAUUGUUGCGAAUUGGAUGAGAUUGAUCUUCAGGCUACAAAGCUUCGUAGGUUUGAGGGUUCUUUUGAUGACAAAGUAAAAUUUUGCUUCUCUUCUGUUCCUGUGUUGAAACAUGUAAAUAUUUGCCUUAUCGGAGGUGCUGGAAUGCCAUACAUAUUUGGUGAAUUUGCAAGAGACUUACCUGCUCAGGUUAAAUCUUUAAUCAUCACAGCUUAUUCUGACCAGGUAGCAAACUUCCCAACAGAGACACAGAUAUUCAGAAACCUUAGGAAGUUAGCCUUGCUACUUGAGAGCACAUACGACUUUGACAUAGUCAAAGUUUCUCCCGUCUUAGAUGCCUGUCCUCUUCUCCAAUAUUUGGAUUUAGUGCAAAAGAGUACAAUUACCCAAAAAGCAAGAAGAAGUGGCAUAAGAUCUUUAUCUCCUACAUGUCACACAGAGCUAAAAGAAGUGAGAUUCGGUGGAUUUCUUGGAAUACAAGAAGAGAUUGAACUUGUUCUUUAUAUUCUAAAAAGUGCAAUGGUACUCAAGCGGAUGUUUCUCAGCCAAUACCUAAUCAGCCCAUAUUAUAGUGUUCAUUAUGGUUUUGAUACAUGGAAGAAAAGAGAACGAGAACGCCUCUCAAUCGAACAGAAACUUCACCGGCAAGCUAUCUCUAGUAAUGUUGUGGUGAUCAUCCAAUAAGUUUGUUUUUGUGUAAAUACUAUAUCGGCUCUCUAUUAUCAUUAGUGGUAGGUCAACUUGUAUAGGUUAUCCAAGUACCUAUUUCUUUGCUAUUACUUAAGAAAAACUAUAGUUUAUGAUUGUUUCCCUAAGACUACCAUUGUCAUUAUGCAUGUUUAAUGAGAGCCAUAGUGUGCUUGAGAAAGAA
Messenger RNA from Lycium barbarum (goji berry), 1124 nucleotides. RefSeq lists its product as uncharacterized. The coding region runs from base 116 to 937 and encodes 273 amino acids. The transcript has 3 exons. The record is from RefSeq and is a predicted model, not a curated record. Lineage: Eukaryota; Viridiplantae; Streptophyta; Magnoliopsida; Solanales; Solanaceae.